AUGGUAAACACAGUCGUCGAUGAUGCUGGUUAUCCAAUAUACAAACGGAGGAAAAACGGGAGAUUCGUGCAUAAAAAAGGUUUUGAUUGUGAUAACAGCUUUGUAAUUCCGUACAACCGGGAUUUGUCUAUCCGUUAUCGUGCUCAUAUUAAUGUUGAGUGGUGUAAUCAGUCACGUUCAGUGAAAUAUCUUUUCAAGUAUAUUACCAAAGGGCCGGAUUAUAUUAGAGCUAACGUAGGAGAGGAAGACGAUCAAAAUGAAAUCAAUAAAUUCUACAACUGCAGAUAUGUCUCUGCAUGUGAAGCAGCUUGGCGGAUAUUGGCUUUUCCGAUUUGCUAUCGUACUACCCCCGUUGAAAAACUUCUGUUUCAUCUUCCUGGACAGGAAUUAGUAGUUUACAACGAAGAUGCUCCUAUUGCAGAUGUUAUGAAGCGUUCAGCCAGAAGAUCUAAACUGUUGGCCUGGAUGGAAUGCAAUAAAAAAUAUCCGGAAGGUCUAAUGUUAAGUCAGGAUCAGAUAACAAACCUAUGCUUAGCUAAGAUUGAAAUGAUUAUGCGGUCCAAUGGAAGCUCUCUGUCAACUAUUGUGAAUAUGCCUAAACCAGACCAAUCUGUGAUGGAUAAUAAUGAGAAUAGGUUUCUGAUAGAUGAGAGAAACUACAGGCGUGAUGAACAAAGAGAGGAUUUAGAGAGGUUGUUACGUAUGUCAACCGAUGAACAACGAAGUGUCUACCUAGAAAUUAUUGAAGCUGUGAAUUUUAAUAAGGGAGGUAUGUUUUUUGUUCAUGGAUUUGGUGGAACUGGAAAAACAUUCUUGUGGAGUAUUCUUGGUGCUGAUAUUCGAUCUAGGCGUGAUAUUGUUCUUAGUGUUGCAUCGAGUGGUAUAGCUGCUUUACUUAUGAAAGGUGGCAGGACAGCUCAUUCCAGAUUUGGUAUACCCAUCCAUGUGGACGAAUAUACAAUAUGUUCAAUAGAUGGUAAAUCACAUCUUGCCGAGUUAAUUAGCGAAGCAAAGCUCAUUAUAUGGGAUGAGGCUCCAAUGAUGAACAAAUUUUGUUUCAAAACCUUGGAUGGGAGUAUGCGAGAUAUUAUGAAAUGUGAUCGGGUCUUUGGAGGUAAGGUUUUUGUUUUAAGGGGUGAUUUUAGACAAAUUCUACCGGUUGUACCAGAGGCUGGUAGAGUUGGCACAGUGUUAGCUUCUAUAAACUCAUCGUUGCUUUGGGAUAGUUGUAAAAUACUUCGGCUUACACAAAACAUGAGGCUUCGCAAGGCCAAAAAUAGUCAGGAUGCAGAUGCUCUCUCUACGUUUUCAAAAUGGCUACUCGAUAUUGGGGAUGGCAAGAUCAACGAACCUAACAGUGGUGAGGUCGAAAUAGAAAUACCCGGGGAUUUAGUAAUUGCUGCAUGUGACAAUCCUAUACAAGCAAUUGUUAAACAAAUUUACGGUACAUCAUUUGCAACAAGGACCGAUGCAAAAUUCUUUUGCGAAAGAGCUAUUCUUAGUCCAAGAAAUGAUGACGUCGAUAAAAUAAAUCAAUAUAUGCUCUCUCAACUUCCAGGGGAAGAGAGACAUUAUUUGAGUUCAGACAGCAUCGAGACUUCCGAUACAAGUGCUUACGACGAUAUGAUAUACACUCAGGAAUUCUUAAACAGUAUUCACGUUUCUGGAUUACCUAACCAUGUUUUGACGCUGAAAAAGGGAGCACCUAUCAUGUUGCUUAGGAAUAUUAAUCCUAAAGGAGGUUUAUGCAAUGGUACGAGAUUGAUUGUCACUCAAAUGGCUAAUCAUGUUAUUGAAGCAAGGAUUGUAACAGGUAAAAGAAAUGUCAACGAUAAAGUUCUUAUCCCUAGGAUGUUUGUGUCGCCACCGGAUGCAAAGUUUCCCUUUCGUAUGAGGCGUCGUCAGUUUCCCGUUGCUCUUGCAUUUGCGAUCACUAUAAACAAAAGCCAAGGUCAGACGUUGGAACAUGUUGGAUUGUAUCUACCCAAGCCCGUAUUUACACAUGGACAACUAUACGUUGCAUUUUCUAGAGUGACAAGCAGAAAAUGA
Messenger RNA from Camelina sativa (false flax), 2049 nucleotides. NCBI's taxonomy places the organism in Eukaryota, Viridiplantae, Streptophyta, Magnoliopsida, Brassicales, Brassicaceae. The record is from RefSeq and is a predicted model, not a curated record.